Olea europaea var. sylvestris is the source of this 2942-nucleotide messenger RNA. RefSeq names its product protein MLN51 homolog. Lineage: Eukaryota; Viridiplantae; Streptophyta; Magnoliopsida; Lamiales; Oleaceae. Gene Ontology annotation, molecular function: mRNA binding. The transcript has 11 exons. Gene Ontology annotation, biological process: mRNA processing. Bases 235 to 2295 code for a protein of 686 amino acids. Gene Ontology annotation, cellular component: exon-exon junction complex. The record is from RefSeq and is a predicted model, not a curated record.
AAAUCAGGAACCCCCAAUAAAUCUAUCCACAAAAUGGGGAAAAAGCUAGGGUUUUCUACACCCUAAUCGAAGCCUCAAAAAAUUUAGAAUUGGAUUUUGAAACUAGUAGUGACUCACUCAUCGUAAUUCUAUAUCAAUUUUGAAACCCAUUCAAAAAUUUGGGCUAGAGGGAUUUAUUUUUUCUGUGGAAUUUGUGUGAAUAGUUGGAAAUUCGCAACUUUUUGUGUUUAAUUAAUGAGUGGGGAAGCGAUGGCGGAUGAGUACGAGAGCGAUCCGGAGGAGGCAAAGCUUUCAUUGAAUUUGCGGAGAAGAGAGGCGAGCGACGAUGAAGAGGAGGUGGAGAUUGGAAAAAGAGAAGAGCCUGGAGAGAAAUCAAGACGUAGUUUGGAGUCAGAUUUGGAAUCAGAUGGCCAAGGUGGUGCUGCGGAGUAUGAGGAUGAAUUAGAGGAGGAAGAAGAACAGGAGUAUUAUGAGGAGGAGGAUGAGUAUGCAGAGGAGCAAAUUGAGGAGUUGGAGUAUGAAGAGCAAGGUGGUGGCGGUGGAGAGUCAGUGGAAACUAAAGGAGGGGUUGAGGGAGAUAUAAUAGAGGAAAAGCUUUUGAAGAAUGAUGCAGAUGAGAUCAGGAAUAAUAAUAAUAAUAAUAUUAAUGAUGGUCAGCAGGUGGAGGAGGAGAAGAAGGUGACUGAGCCAUAUGCAGUGCCCACUGCAGGGGCAUUUUACAUGCACGAUGAUAGGUUUGGGGACAAUGCUGGUGGGCGAAACAGGCGAACUCUUGGUGGAAGAAAGUUAUGGGAGUCUAAAGAUGAUCGGAAAUGGGGGCAUGAUAAGUUUGAGGAGCUGACGAUUCAGGAAAGGCAUUAUGAAGAGCGUAGGAGGACUUCUAGGGGUCGUAACCGGGGUCGCGGUAGAAAUAGAGGUGCAGACAUUGGAUCUUCACGAGAGCAUAGGCUCAAAGCAUUCAAUAAUAACAACAAUCAGAAUAGUUAUAACAAUCACGGCAAUGCUCCGAAGGGUGUGAGGGGGCGAGGACCUCAGAAGUAUCGGCCAACUUUUAGAAGCAAUAAUGAGGCACCUCGUGCACAAAACAAACAAUCUGGAAGAUCAACUGAAAAACCUUCACAUGUUAGCUCUGGGAGAACUGGCAUAUCUGUGUCAAAAGUAGCACCUGAUGCGAAUCCACCUAGAAAACAAGUGUUUCCAUCAAACUUAAGCAUUACUUCUCCUCCAUUUUAUCCCUCUGGUUCUUCCACAAAAGAGACCACUUUGUCACAGAGAGGGGAUGCCCAAGCUGGCACAACUAGUCGGAAUGUUCAAUCAUCUGCUUCUGGUGAGAGUUUUCCAAUUGCUCAAUCCGCCACAUUGCUGCAGGGAAAGGAUAUGGUGGAUUCUAUUGGCACGAAUAAGCUUUAUAUUGAUGGUUCAGUUUCUACAGUGGCUGGGAAGCCUUUCAACACCAUGCAAAUGCUGCCAUCUUCUUCAUCAAUGAACUCUACUCAACCUCCACCUCUGCGGGGUCAAGGGAGAGGGGGGAAUUCUUCGGCGCAAAUGACAUACAAGCCAGUUGUUUCUAAUAAUCAAGUCAACAGGGGUUUUCCACCAACCCAGCAACAAACUGUUCAGAGAAAUCCUGUUCGAAGUCGGCCUCAAUCUUCUUUUUAUUCUUCUGGUCAGCAAUUUCCGCGUCUUGAUGGUGGAUCACAAACUUCUCCACCAAAAGCAGUAGCUAUAGAAUCAUUUGAACCUAUAGAGCUGGAAUCUUCUUCAGACUCGGGUAAAUCCAAGACUGCAUUGGUUGCUAAAGGAAAAAGUAGUGUUCAAGUUGGUGGAAGGGGCCCCUUUCUAUAUAGUGGAGCUCAGGUUAUGGGGGCCUCUGGAAAUGUGGGCAGUGGUAAUGGUGAUCAAAAUUUCCCUGCUUUCUUGCCAGUUAUGCAAUUUGGAGGCCAGCACCCUGGUGGCAUUGGAGUUCCUACUGUUGGCAUGGCGUACCCUGGAUAUGUAGCUCAAUCACAACUUGGUUUAGGGAAUUCUGAAAUGACUUGGUUACCAGUUUUAGCUGGUGCUGCUGGGGCUCUAGGGACAACAUUUGGUUCACCAUAUCUCUCUCUUGAUGGUUCAUACAAUGCUCAUCAAUCUGGACAGACAUCCUCUGUACCAGCUGCCUCAAGCAAAGAAAACAAUGCAACUAAAAUUGAUAAUGAUGGGAAGCCCAUACAUAGGCCUGAGAUUGCAAAUGAUGACUUUGGGCAGCGGCAGAAGAAUCCUCGCAGAUAUACAGAGAUGAAGUUUGACCAGUGAAAUAAUUAGUUUGGUGAAACCUGUUUGAAUAAGCAGAUUAAGCCUAAUUUCACUGUCAAAACCUCUUCCAUAUGUUGGGUGUUGCUGAGUUUCUUAGUGCUUUUGGUGCUACAGGCCUUCCUCCUAGCCCUUUGUGUUGUCCAGUUUUGAUCUGGAGCACUUUGGGCCGCAUAUAUUGAGAUAACUUAGGUAGAUUGCAAAAUGCCUAGUCGUGCUGCUUAAAUAAAAUAAGAGUGCAGGUAUCUUGGGUGGCUGUUCCUUGUUCUUAUAUGCUGUUCUUGCCCGUUAAUUAUUUAGUGAAGCUUGCGAGAAUUGUCAUUUGGCUUCAAAUAUUAUGGAAAAAUGGAAAUACCAAAAAUUGUUGUGCAGCAGCUGUGUGUGUUUGGUGGAAUAAGUCCUUUUGUUCGUUCUUAUAAAUGUUAGUAGAGUUUCCUUACAUUCCGUUCGUUUGUGUUGCCUACUGCCCGGAGGUUUUGAAAGUACUUGCAUUUUAUGUAUUUUAAUAGAAACAGAGCUAACUCAAUCCAGAACUACGUGGAUUGAUUAUAAAGAUUGCUGUUCUUUGAUCCUGUAUUGAUGUUGAAAACAAACUUUGUUUGCGAACUAUAUCCGAGUAUUUGAUUAUUGAUCAUUCAAGUGUUUGGUUC